Messenger RNA from Effrenium voratum, 1428 nucleotides. NCBI's taxonomy places the organism in Eukaryota, Dinophyceae, Suessiales, Symbiodiniaceae. The record is from the annotation of a GenBank genome assembly.
AUGGUGGAGAAGCAGCGAGCUCAGACGGAGGGGAAGCUGAAGGAAAAGCUUGCCAAGAAGGAGAAGCUAGACCAGCAGGUGCAGCGCAUGCAGCAGCUCAACGAUCAGCUCAUCCGAGCAGAAAAAGAAAAAGAAGAGAUUGUGCGGGAGGUGAAGAGCCUGGAUGCCAGCAGCAUCAACCAGUCGGCUGUCCUGCUGUCACUGGACCGCUCCCUGGGAGAGGAGCUGAAGACUGAGAGCACCAGAACGCAGCAGCAGAGUGCGGAAAUGGACAGCCUCAGCGCACAGGAGCAGCACUUCAGGUCGGAAAUCCGGCAGCUGAAGGAGCGCGUCAGAUCGGCAGAGGCGGAGGUGGAGAAGUCUCGUCGGCAAGCGGGCCCGCUCAUCAAGGCUGAGAGCCAGGAGGGCCACACCACGGCCAUGCUGCAGGAGAAGCUCAAGACCAGGACUGGCAACUCGAGGGCUGCUCGCGCCAAAGACAUGGCGCAGAGGGAGCAGCAGCGAAUGCUCAGCAAGCAGGGUGAGCUGGCACGCAUGAACUUUGCCAUCGGAAACAGCUCCAUCCUCCUGGAGAAGGAGAAGGGUGAACUGGAGGCAGAGCGUUUGCAUGCCGAAGACAUCACCAAGGAGGCGAGUCGCCUGACGGACCAGCUGGCCACCAAGGAGGAUCAGCUGAAGAGCAGCCAUCGCUCGCUCGGCAGCCUCAGCGGCGAGCUUGCCAGGAAGCAGCACGAGACGGAAUCCGUGCAUGAAGCAGCCGCUACGCUCAAGGACUUUGUUGACAAGGAUGCCUCGGUGGGCAGCCAGAAGGUGACAGCUCUCAUGCAGCAGCUGCACACAAAGGAGGCCAAGGUUGAUGCGCUGCAGAAGGAGGUGACCAAAGGCGAAACCGAAGUCAAGGAUGUCAUGUCAAAGAUCAAGGCGUCCUUGAACCAAUCCAAGGAGAUGCUCAACAAAACCAGCAAGCUAGUUCUGCUGCAAGAGAGCGAAAGCAAGGCCAACUCAACUGCUGUCGCUGACCUGAUCAAGGCAGCAGAGAAGGAGAAUCAAGAUGAACAAAGGGCCUUGGACAUCAAGCUGAAGGAGGUGCAAGCCGAGGAGGCGGAACAAGAAUCCUUGGAGCUCAAGGAGUACCAGCAAAAGCACAACACAGCCUCAGCUCAAGCCCAGCGCAGCUUCGCCUUGGCGCGGCUCAGGGCGCAGAAGCACCAGAUGGAGCAGCAGUCCAAAAAAUACGGCACCAUCCGGUCCCGAUUGACCUCGGAGAUCAGCAGCCUCAAGACAGGGGCCAAGGAGUACAUCCGCCGGGCUGCAACGGAACUCAAUGCUUUGCACAACGCCAUCUCUAAAGUUCGCGCCGGCGAAACUGUGAAGGUGGCGAAGGUGAACAAGCAAAUGUCGGCCGCAGACCUGGGGAGUUGCAUCUAA